Messenger RNA from Puntigrus tetrazona (Sumatra barb), 6503 nucleotides. RefSeq names its product jagged canonical Notch ligand 2a (gene jag2a). The coding region runs from base 179 to 3880 and encodes 1233 amino acids. Gene Ontology annotation, biological process: heterophilic cell-cell adhesion; axon guidance; cell communication. Gene Ontology annotation, cellular component: plasma membrane; signaling receptor complex; cell surface. The record is from RefSeq and is a predicted model, not a curated record. Gene Ontology annotation, molecular function: calcium ion binding; Notch binding. The transcript is spliced from 26 exons. Lineage: Eukaryota; Metazoa; Chordata; Actinopteri; Cypriniformes; Cyprinidae.
CUGAUAUAGUGAGUGCAGCGCGCUGGAGGAGCGAGUGGAUGUAUGUGUGUGACUUUCAUCUCAUCUUCUGGAGGUCUUGCGGAGAAAGGAAUCACGUUGAAUGGCUGGAUUUUUGUGGAUAAUGAUGCAUAUGUGUGUUUUCUUUUUUUAAUCAUGUCCUAUUAACUUCAUAGGAGUCAUGCAUAACUAUUUUGGAGCUUGUUUCUCAGUAGUGUUCUUAAUUUUGACGUUUUGGACUGAGGUGUGCCAGUCGUCGGGUUAUUUGGAGCUCCAGUUGAUCAGCGUGGAGAAUGACAGGGGUGAGCUCGCGAAUGGAAACUGCUGUGACGGCGCACGGAGCGCGCAAAACGGUUUGUGCGACCAGGACGAAUGUGACACGUACUUGAGAGUGUGUCUAAAGGAAUACCAAGUGGAGGUCACCACAUCUGGCUUUUGUACGUACGGCACGGGAAGCUCGAGCGUGAUCGGGGGGAAUACUUUUCAGUUGAAAGGAUUCAAUGGAAACCCAAACAAGGCCAAUGACCUCGGGACCGUUAUCAUCCCCUUUCAGUUCGCCUGGCCGCGAGCGUACACACUGAUCGUGGAAGCUUGGGACUGGGACAACCAAACGAUCCCAGACAGCAGUGAUGAUCUGUUGAUCGAGAGGAGUGUUAAUCGUGGAGAAAUGAAUCCCGGAGAGGAGCGACAGCUUAUUCAGCAGAAGGGCCGAACAGCCAGCAUCCAGUACAGUGUGCGUGUGCGCUGCGACCGCCAUUACUACGGCAACAAGUGCAACAAACAGUGUCGCCCCCGAGAUGAUUACUUUGGCCAUUACACAUGCGAUCAAUUCGGCAAUCAUCAGUGCAUGGAGGGCUGGACUGGGCAAGACUGCAAAAAAGCUAUCUGUAAGCAAGGCUGCAGUGAGCUUCACGGAAGCUGUGACACUCCGGGAGAUUGUGUGUGUAAGUACGGCUGGCAGGGCCCACUGUGCGAUGAGUGUUUGCCGUACCCAGGCUGUGUGCACGGCACCUGUGGGAAACCAUGGUCCUGCACCUGUGAGAAGAACUGGGGAGGGCUUCUCUGUGACAAAGAUUUAAAUUACUGUGGCACACACAAGCCCUGUGUAAAUGGAGGCACGUGUCUAAAUACAGAGCCAGAUGAAUAUUUCUGCUCCUGUCCAGAGGGUUACUCCGGCAAAAACUGUCAUAUCGCUGCGCAUGCGUGCAUGUCAAACCCAUGUGCAAAUGGCGGGACAUGUCAUGAGCUGGCUUCAGGGUUUGAGUGCCAAUGUCCCCCAGGGUGGGACGGCCCAACUUGUGCUAAAGACAAAGAUGAGUGUUCGUCAAACCCGUGUGCUCAUGGGGGAACCUGCUUUGAUCUGGAGAAUGGCUUUGAAUGUUUAUGCCUCCCACAGUGGACCGGCAAGACCUGUCAGAUCGAUGUGAAUGAGUGUACAAGGAGACCUUGUCUAAAUGCUUACGCUUGUAAAAAUCUAAUUGGUGGAUAUCAUUGCAACUGCUACCCGGGCUGGGCGGGACCGAACUGUAAUAUCAAUGUCAACAGCUGUUAUGGACAGUGUCAGAAUGGAGGAACCUGUCAGGAUGGUCGUCAUGGUUAUGUGUGCCAGUGCCAGCCGGGCUUCAUGGGAAGACACUGCGAAGUGCAGCAAAGCAGGUGUGCCAGCUCCCCUUGCCAGAAUGGUGGGCGCUGCCGUUCGCUAGCCACGGGUUAUGAGUGUGAGUGUCUGUACGGAUACACCGGAACCAACUGUGAGGUGCAGGUGGAUCUGUGCAGUCCAAACCCAUGUCAGAAUAAAGGCCAGUGUCAUUCUAUGCAGGGAGAUUUUUACUGUGCCUGUGCAGAUGAAUAUGAAGGAAAGACAUGUAGUCAGCUACGAGACCACUGCAAAACCAGCACCUGCCAAGUGAUUGACAGUUGCACUAUUGCCGUGACAACCAAUGGCACAGCAAAAGAGGUUCGGCACAUCUUAUCAAAUGUGUGUGGUCCUCACGGGCGCUGCAUCAGUCAGUCAGGAGGAAACUUCACUUGUGCCUGCCAACCAGGAUUCACUGGGGCAUACUGUCAUGAGAAUAUAAAUGACUGUGCGUCAUAUCCUUGUCAGAGCGGAGGAACAUGCAUUGAUGACAUCGACUCUUUUCGCUGUGUCUGUCCUAAUGGCUUUGAUGGGCAACUCUGUGAACUGGAGGUGAAUGAGUGUAGUGGUGAGCCUUGCCUAAAUGGAGGCAUGUGCAUUGAUCUGCUGAAUGAUUUCUACUGUCACUGCACUGACAACUGGAAAGGAAAGACGUGUAACUCACGAGACAGUCAGUGUGAUUCCAGUACAUGCGCUAAUGGAGGAACAUGCUAUGAUUAUGGAGACUCCUUCCGAUGUGCAUGUCCCUCUGGAUGGGGUGGCAGUACCUGUAACACAGCGAUGAACAGCUCGUGUGAAUCUAAUCCGUGUCUGAACGGUGGGACUUGUAUUGGAGGGGGCAGCGUGUUCACCUGCAUCUGUAAGGAUGGAUGGGAGGGGCCUACCUGUGCUCAAGAUGUUGAUGACUGCAACCCUCAUCCAUGUUAUAAUGGGGGACAGUGUGUGGACGGGGUCAACUGGUUUCGCUGUGAGUGCGCUCCUGGAUUUGCAGGACCCGACUGUCGAAUUAAUAUAGAUGAGUGUCAGUCCUCUCCCUGUUCGUAUGGAGCCACAUGUGUGGAUGAGAUUAAUGGAUAUCGCUGUCUUUGCCCCAUGGGACGAGCAGGACCACGCUGCCAGGAGUUUAUUGGUGUUGGAAAGGCAUGCGAUCGCUCUGGGGUGCAGGCUAAUCAUGGUGAUCGCUGGGAGGAUGGCUGCAACAGCUGUCAGUGCAUGAACGGAAACAUCAGAUGCACUAAAGUGCAUUGUGGUCAUCAGCCCUGCUGGUUGCAGUCAGACUCUGGUGAGCCACAGCGCCCCCUGUGCCCACUAGGACAGGAGUGUGUAGAACAUCAUUUCCUGUCUUGUCUUCGUCCUCCAUGCAAUCAUCUGGGUAUAUGCUCCACUCGUGAACGUCUACAGACAAUCGGCACUCGGUGCCUACCCAACAACGGCCACUUAGACGACAACUGUGCUCGUGUUACGCUUGUAUUUGACUCUGAUAGCAUCCCGCAGGGCACUACUGCUGAAGGAGUCUGCGCUGAGUUAACGUAUCUGCCAAUCACACGAACCCUGGCCAAAGACCACACCCUUUCCAUCCUUUGCGACCAAUCACCUUCCAGCCAAAAUGCAGUGGAGGUUGCUAUGUCAUAUGAGCAAAACACCUUUGCUGAGGGACGAGCUCAGAUACAGGAUGUUGUCCGCUCCAUCAUUGAUAUUCUGUCCAAACCUCACAACAGCACUUUACUGUUGGCUGUGAGAGAGGUCAGAGUUGACACUCAGGAACCGCGUCCCCAAGUUGGUUACCUCAUUCCGUUGCUGUGUGUGCUGUUUGUGGUAUUAUGGAUCUCAUGUGUCAUCGUCUGUGUGUGGUGGUUCAGGAGACGCAGGAAAGCGAGACAAAGAGAGGACACGCAGAUGGAGGAGAGCAUCAACAACCAGCGUGGGACACUACUGAGCACCCGCACGCCUCACAAAGACAACACUGACCCGCUGCAGGAGAACAAGAACCUGCUUUACCCUCUGGAUCGGGUCGGAGACGGAGCUGAGCGAGAGGAAGAGGAGGAAGAAGGAGAUGAAGAGAGCGACAGAGGACUGGUUCUGCAUAAGUGCUCAUCUCUUUCGUACACUAAAGGGGACGCAGUGUACACUAUUCACACUACAUCCCAAAAUCAGCCAAACAGGACACACUACAGCAGAAAAGAUAACCGCUGCAAGAACAAUGUGAAUGAGAGUUUAAGCGAGCACACGAAAGAUCAUUAUGUAUGAAAGAACCAAAAAAACUGGACAAAAAUAUAAGUAUUUUUUGCUGUCUGAUCUGAAAGCUUCUGGGCUUGUGCGAUUGGUGUUUUUCAUCCUUUUUCAUCAUUGGGUAGUCAAACAAAACAGGGAUUCGUGUCACAAAAAUGCAGCAAAUGAGACAUUCAAAGAAUGGUUUUCAAAAUCUUUUUCUUUUGUUUACACUUGCACUCACUUUCCUUAAAAAGAAGGUCAUUUUUUACACAAAGCUGAACUUUGAGAUUAUGUCUGUGAACUGUGGCGCGACCUUUGACCCUUGGGGCUGUGGAGGAAUAAGAGAUAGGCAGCUUUAAAGUGUUUUUGAUUAUGUCCAGACCUGCCCAAAGUCAAGUGUUAGAAGCCGUUAAAUCUUCCAGAGGUAUAUAUACACACAAGUGCCUCGGUGAACCUUUACGAUAGCGCUUACCUUUUAUAUACAUUUUUCAUAAUACACAUAUGUUGAUUCAUGUUUUUGUUAGCAAAUGCUAUUGACACACUUAAAUGGGUAGUUCACCCAAAGAAAAUUUCUGUCAACAUUUACUCACCCUCAUGUCAUUCCAAACAUGCAUGACUUUCUUCUUCUGUGUAAAAAAAAGUUACAUAACAGUGUAGGAAAACAUUUAAGAACUGGAGUGUUAUUAUUCACGAAUAGCUCUAUUUUUUUUUUGGGUUGUUCGGAGUUGAACUAAAUCAACUGAUUUGUUGAAAUGCUUCAUCUCAGAAGAAUCUUUAGUUCAUUCAUCAAAAAUAUUUUUUUAAUCAAAAAGGAGAUUAAGAGUGGAGACCAAGAUAUUUUGUGAAUACUGUCUAAAGUUUGUUUUUGAUACAAAUCUGUUGUGUGAGAAUACUUUAUAAAGUGCUCAUCAUUCAUUUUUGUUACACAGAAAAGAGAAUAAAAAUAAAAUAAAAAUAAAAAAUAAAAUUUUGGACAGCAUGAGGGUGAGUAAAUGAUGACAAGCAUACUUUUUCAGUACACUAAGAUAAUGUUAAGUAUAAAAGGUUUACUGUUUUACAUUGAAAUUCACUUUCUUUGGGAAUUGGUACUCAUAGUCCAGACAGUAGUAUUCUGUUUCGUUUUGUUUUUGUUUUUUUCAAGUGACAGCCAUAUAAAAAGAACAGUCAUGAUGUAAAGAAUCAAGGGCCACUUCAGUCAUUGCACUAUUGUGUUGUCGCAAAACACUUGGGUUUUUGGUCACACAGUAGGGAGCAAUGAUUUUAAUUCUUUAAUCACUAUGAGAUAGUUCAUUAUAUUGAAAAAAAUAUUCAUGUACAUAUGUAAAUAGUGAAAAAGACAUAGCUGUGUAUAUUUGAGUUUAGUAAGUUAUGUGACACCUUUUUAUCAUUGUCAUUCUUAGAAUUAUUACUUUUUCUUAUUCUAUCCUUUAGUUGCUCUCCUUUUCAACAGUGUCAUUCCUUUUAUUUAUGUUGUCAGAAAAUGUUUUAUAUAUAUAUAUAUAUAUAUAUAUAUAUAUAUAUAUAUAUAUAUAUAUAUAUAUAUAUAUAUAUAUAUGUAAAAGGGCCACAGGUUGGUAGUCUAUCUGUGGAAACUCUAUAAAAAUACUAGAUGAUCAAUAGAUGAUCUAUCUUCAUGUUAGAAUAGAUUAUUUGUGCUGUUUUUAUGAUUUUCCUAAUGAAUGUCGACUAAGGAUUGGACACAUUGACCAUGCUGAAAGAAUGUUUUGCCACUGAUCAAAUGCUGACUUCUUCUGAAGGUCUACAGUACUUCAUUGGAAAAGACUUCAAAGAAAUAUGCUGCAUGUUCGAGUGGCACUUUGUUUCCUUGGAAAAGUCCAACACCUGCAUUUUCAAACCACUGUCAGUCAUGAUAUAAUCAUAUGUUUAUAUUAGUGUCCCAGACUGUGUGGUUUUUAAGUUGGAUGUUGGAAGACUUUGGAAGAUUUUUUUUUAUUAUAAUUCUUAAUGUUUUCAGAACAUCGUUGCUUUGUAUUAUUAUGUUACAAUUCAAAAUGAACCACAAACGGACCAUAGUAUUGACCCAUGUCAAAGACAGAAAACACUUGAGUUCAAAGUAUAUCUCCUGUCUUAGUAUUGUGUUAAAUAUCAGAUUUUAUAUUUAUAAAAUGGUACUAUAUUGCUAUACUACCAUUUUUCAAAAGAACACUAUGAGUAAAGAUUUAUGUUAUCAGAAAUCCUCCCUUGUCUGGGGCGGCUAGGGUAUUUUUCUCCCUUUAUUCAUGAUCUGUUCUGACGUAUUUGAUUGGGGUCAAAUCAAAUGCAAUUUAGAAUUUUUGGAAGGUCAGAAAAAUUGUAUCAGUGCAUGUUGCUUUAGCUGAAUGAAGGGAACAAUUUAUGUUUUUUGUUUCAUUUGUUGUCUUUAGUGCACAGAAAAACAAUACAGUUGAAUAUAGAAUUGAUUGGAUGAUGCGAAAUGUGACUAAUUCAGAUGAGUUUAGAUUCUGAAUCAUGUCACUCCUCAAUUUUUCAUUAUUGUAAUAUUAGGGAAUUAAAACACUCCCCUGUCAUGGGAAAACAAGUCCAUCACAUUUCUGGCUGUGAUUAGUUCUACGUGCACUGAUGCUCAUACUGAAUCUGGCAUUUCAUUUGUUAAAUCUGUUUGAUUUUCCCAAGUAUUUAUUAAAGAUUUUUGUACCUA